Molecule: messenger RNA, 2415 nt
Organism: Cyprinodon tularosa
Lineage: Eukaryota; Metazoa; Chordata; Actinopteri; Cyprinodontiformes; Cyprinodontidae
Gene: stx1a
Product: syntaxin 1A (brain)
Exons: 10
Coding region: 374-1237 (287 amino acids)
Biological process (GO): exocytosis; intracellular protein transport; synaptic vesicle fusion to presynaptic active zone membrane
Cellular component (GO): plasma membrane; presynaptic active zone membrane; synaptic vesicle
Molecular function (GO): SNAP receptor activity; SNARE binding
Source: RefSeq, a predicted model, not a curated record
UAACCUGAACAAACACUAAUUCCUGUCUUAGUUCAGCAAGCAGACCGACUGAGUUAUUUCGUUUUUAACUUAUUCCAUAACAUGUCAGUGUAAAAUCCACUGGAAAAAAUACAGAGUUUUUAUUUUUUUGCGGAUGGAUUCAAAGUGGAGUUUAAGGUGUGUGUCUGAAAGGUAAUCGGCGGAAGGCUCUGCCUCACCUUUCCACACAAAGGUAGUUCCUGUCUGAGAGGCAGAGAGGGUUCCGCGUCUCUCCUCUCCACCAGACGCGCCCGGCUCGCAUCAUCCGUCGGUCUCCGCCCAGCCGCUCCAUCAGCAGCUCACAUCCAGAAACCAGGGCAGAAAGGAGGAAUCACAUCGGUGGACAUCAGGAACCAUGAAGGACCGCAUGCAGGAACUUAGACAUGGCAAGGAGACAACAGAGGAAGAGGAGGAGGUUGCUGUUGGCAUGGACAAAGGCUUUAUGGAUGAAUUCUUUGAACAGGUAGAGGAGAUCCGGGGUUUUAUCGAGUCUCUGGCAGAGAAGGUUGAAGAGGUGAAGAGGAAGCACAGCGCCAUCCUUGCCUCACCUAACCCCGAUGAAAAGACCAAAGCCGAGCUAGAGGAUUUAAUGGCGGACAUCAAGAAGCUGGCCAACAAAAUACGCUCUAAAUUAAAGAGUAUUCAGCAAACUAUUGAGCAAGAAGAGGGGCAGAACAGAUCUUCAGCUGACCUAAGGAUACGAAAAACACAGCACUCCACACUGUCACGGAAAUUCGUUGAGGUGAUGUCAGAGUACAACACCACCCAGUCAGAUUACAGGGAGCGCUGCAAAGGCCGCAUUCAGAGACAGCUGGAGAUCACUGGAAGAAACACAACAAAUGAGGAAUUAGAGAGCAUGUUAGAGAGUGACAAUCCUGCUAUCUUUACCUCUGGGAUAAUAAUGGACAACAUUACCCAACAAGCGAUGAAUGAGAUCGAAACACGGCACAAUGAGAUUAUUAAGUUGGAGAACAGCAUCAGAGAACUUCACGACAUGUUCAUGGAUAUGGCCAUGUUGGUGGAGAGCCAGGGAGAGCUGGUGAACAACAUUGAGCGGUGUGUUGUGAGCACUCAGGAAUAUGUGGAGGAAGCAAAAGAGCGAAUCCCAAAAUGCAAAAAGUUCAAAAAGAGCAAGAAAAAGAAGGUGAUCCUGAUAGGAGGUUGUGUCGCACUGUGUCUCAUCAUCCUCAUUAUUGCUCUUGCAGUCGGCCUCAGUUAGGACCCUGACACUUCCUCACAGAGCGGGCAUGUGAGAGUGUCAGUGUACUGAUUAAAAACUGUCAAGCAAAUGCCAUUAGCUGCUAUAAAGGUGGCUCCAGAUUGUAGAUUUUAAAGAUGUAUUUCAUAUAAUGGCUACUUUUGACAUUGUCUGAUCGAGUCAUUUUAUAUUGCUGAAGAUAAUAGUGUUUUGUUUGCUUUUCAUAUUUUCUUAAAUAUGACUAAAUAAUGCUUAGUUUUAGAACUUCAUUCUUGACAAUUGUGUAUCAAGUUUUCUUUUCAAAACUUGACACACAAUUUAGAAAAAGGAAAUAAAAAUAUUUAAUUUUAGAGCAAUCUCAUAGUGAUGACACCCAUCUACUUUUCUAUAGGUAAGGGAAGUUUAAUCAGCAAUAAAUUCAUAGAACCAGACCAACUGCAUUACAGUACCUGCUGUCAUUAUCAAAAAUAAGUACAAAUGAUGGUCUAUUAUACCACAAACUCUGUAUAUCCACUAAAAACAUGUCUGUUGCAUUGCUUUGCGCUGCAUUGCCCAUGUUGCCAAGCUCACAUAGGAAAAACAUACAAAUCUGUAGCUCUGUUUGCUGAAAAAGACUUUUGGUGUGACCACUCCUUUAGAUAUAUAUACAAAAGAUAAGAAUGCUGUAUUAUUUUCUGUUGGCUGGACUUUAAGUUGUACCUUAUUUUUGAAGUUUUCAUAUUUUAUUGUCCGACCCUCUCAAAACAUUCCAUAUAUUGAUGAAAUAUAAUAUGCAAAUUAUUGCCUCAAUUUAUCUAUAUUAAGAGGUAGCUCAAGCUGAUUGAAUAUACAGCAAAACGUCCAUAGUUGAGCAGUCUUAUCAACUAUUAGAUAAUGUAUUAAAAGUAGAAAUAUAUAAAUUAAACAAUCCAAAUGAAAUGUUUUAAUGAAAAAGAUAUAAACAUUCCAUAUUUUGGGACAAAUGGAGUAUGUGCUAAUCUGGAACAACUCCUGGGAUAUAAGCUACUCUACUAAGCAUGCCGCCAUCACAUAAUGGAGCUGAUUACUGGAGCUGCCUUCUUGAAGUGCAUUGGUACAUCUGCUGGCCCAGGAAUAAAACUUUUCAGAAGAUUCAAAGACCAGUUGCAGCUCAUAAAUGCAGCAGAGUUUGAGUGUGCACAGAGCAAUGUUCAUACUGGAGAACAAAUUAAAGAUGUGAA